This is a messenger RNA of Lotus japonicus, 2059 nucleotides long. RefSeq names its product thiamine-repressible mitochondrial transport protein THI74-like. Gene Ontology annotation, molecular function: transmembrane transporter activity. NCBI's taxonomy places the organism in Eukaryota, Viridiplantae, Streptophyta, Magnoliopsida, Fabales, Fabaceae. The coding region runs from base 277 to 1572 and encodes 431 amino acids. Gene Ontology annotation, cellular component: membrane. Gene Ontology annotation, biological process: transmembrane transport; regulation of peptide transport. The record is from RefSeq and is a predicted model, not a curated record. The transcript is spliced from 3 exons.
AUGGUUUCAUUCAUGUGGGAUUUUCAAAUCCCAUAUCAUAACAUAGCGACUACCUACCUUCUCUGAUUCAUCUUCGCCGAGUUUCACACGCCAUCGAAAGAUUCCAGGUUUUCACACAAAUUCAAAUUCAUUCUUGCUUCCCCAUCAUCAGAUCCUGAAUUUUGAUGGUUUUUCCAUUAGAAAGGGUUUUGUUUUUGCUUUCUUUGUACUCUAGAUUUGGAGUUCCACAAUGAUUAUUAGUCUGUGGAAUUUUGAGAUCAGUGAUAAUAUAUAGAUAUGGUUUCCAAAGAUGGGAAAACUAAAGCUCACAAAUGGGUUCUGGGUUUGGUGUAUAUAAUUGCUGUGGCAACAAUUUGGAUAGCUGCUAGCUUUGUAGUGCAGUCUGUUGUAGAUGCUGGUGUUUCUCCAUUCCUUGUUACUUACAUCUGCAAUUCAUUGUUUGUGGUCUUGAUUCCAAUUGUUGAAAUUGGGAGGUAUUUGGAGGAUUCUCAUAGGGGUAUAUUGUUUUGGAGGACUCAAAAGGGUGCUAACUUGCAUUCCGAACAAGGCUGGAUUGGGGAGUCAGAACAGGCUAUCCUUCUCAAACCUAAUGAUGCAGAUGCAGAUGCAGGCAAUGAAGCUAAUGAAUCCACUCAAGAUAGGGACAAUUAUUCUGAAAUAGUGGUUGGGGAAUUUGUUGAUCGAGUUGAUGAUGUGAUUGAAAAUGUUGAUAAUCAGGUUGAUCCGAAUGGUCAAUGGACGCGGUGCAGAGUGGCAAAAGUUAGUCUAUUGAUAUGCCCAUUCUGGUUUUUUGCUCAGCUCACUUUUAACUUGUCAUUGAAGUAUACAACAGUUACAUCGAAUACGAUCUUAAGCAGUUCAUCAAGUCUUUUUACCUUCCUGGUCUCCCUGGCAUUCUUGGGGGAGAGGUUCACUUGGUUAAAGCUCUUCAGUGUUCUUCUUUGCAUGGGAGGGACAGUAAUUGUGAGUCUUGGUGAUUCGCGGUCUGGUUUAAAAACAAUUGCAUCAAAUCCUCUUCUUGGAGACUUUUUCGCACUUCUUUCAGCUGGAUUAUAUGCAGUUUAUAUAACCCUUAUUCGCAAGAAAUUAACCAAUGAUAAUGAAAAGAGUGGUGAAGCCAGUAUGGCUCAGUUUCUUGGAUUUCUGGGGCUUUUCAAUGUGAUCAUUUUUCUUCCAGUUGCCCUCAUACUCAAUUUCACCAGCAUCGAGCCUUUUCACCUACUUACCUGGAAGCAACUUGGUCUGAUUAUUGGUAAAGGAUUGCUGGAUAAUGUCCUGAGUGAUUACUUGUGGGCAAAGGCUGUUCUUCUUACAUCAACCACAGUAGCUACAGCUGGACUCACAAUUCAGGUCCCAUUGGCUGCCAUUGUGGAUACGGUGACCGGCCAUUCACCUCCCCUUAUGAAUUACCUUGGAGCGGUAGCUGUCAUGAUUGGCUUCGCCGGAAUUAACAUUCCUCCUGAUACUUUUAGCAAAUCAGGUGAAUCUGCUGUGGAAUUGAAGAAUGAGAACGUGAGUGAAGAAAAUGCUCUGCCAAGAAGCCAAGAUUCAACAGCCACAUCAGGGUUUUAAUAGCGCUCUUGGUUUCAGUUUCAGCUAUGUUGCGGAAUUGCAGACGAAUGCAGGUCGACACUUUAAAACCAGUUAUGUUACGGCUGCAAUUGCAGUUGCAGGCCACAAUUUAGAACCCUGCAUAUCAUAGCAUGUUUGUUGUAUAUUGCAUUUAUUUCAAGUGUUUGUUGAAGGUUCAUCCUUUUAUCAGUUUUUACAGUUAGUUGCAAUAAGUGAAAUGUGCCAGUGCUACCAUACCAGACACGAAACAGAAGAACGUGAAAAAGAGAAGAUCGUGUUUGCUCCUGGAGAGACAUGUAAAUUGGGGGCGUUGUAUAUUGCUAGUUGGACAAUUUUUGUAGUAAUAGCUGGGGAUGAUGGAGAGCGCUUAGGAAUGUUUGGAAAAUUUAAAGUGGGGUUGAAUUUUCAUUUCAUGUCAAUAUUUUGUAAUUUAAUAUUUUUUCUGAAUAAAAUUAAAAUGAUAGAUUAUCAUGAAUUUAGUGUCAAA